ACACCCACCGUUGGAGAAGCACAAAAAGAGGUUCACUUUCAACACUUGUUCAAUUUCAACGCUAACUGCAAUUAUUUUUUCGCAUAUACAAAACAAAAAACACUGCACUACAUAGAUAUAAUAAAAAAUAUUAAACAAAAACCAAAACUGUGAUUUCAAGAGGAGAAAAGAUUAAUUGUGUGCGCAAACACAAUUUUUGGUAGUGGAGGAAAUAUUGAACAAGACAAGAACACAAAGCGAUUGGAAAUCAUUUUUUCUUUUGCCAUACAAACACAAAAGAGAAAAACGAAAAUUUGCAAAAAUAUACAAAGCAAGAAGAAGCAGCAGCAGACGAAGAAUUAGUACGAAGGCGAUACCACACUACUACAAAGCCGUCGCAAAGAAGUGAAGGGGAGACUACUAAAAUAAAAAAUCAAGAUAUCGGGGCAUUUAUUACCUACCACUUUGGUGUGCUGUGUGCUGAAAUAACAAAAAGAAAAAAGCAACUGGAAAAAUCUCUUCUGAUUACAUCCUUUGGACGUCGUUUAUAUCCAACCAUUAUUAUAUCCAUAAAACAAAAAAUAUUUGCAGCCUUAGUGUUUUCUCCACAAAAAUAAGAAGAAUCUUCAAAAAGCAAUAUAACCAAGUGCUUUAUUUAACUGGAACUGUGUCAAAAUUUUGCAUUGUCAACGGAUCAACUAAUUUUUAGAUUACUGCAUUUGGGCUGAUAUACUUUUUGGCGACAUCGUCGUUCUCACCCCAUAACUUGUGCGCCUAUCUUCGUUUAAGGAGUGAAGAUAUUGGAGAAUUACUAACACCAUUUGUAAGACUGCUGUAGUGAACAAGUCUGGUGAACGCGAAAGAAGAAAACGAAAUGGUAAUGGAUGCAACUCAACCCCAACAACCAUCACCACAAUCGGUUGGACGUGAAUUUGUCCGCCAAUAUUAUACGUUGUUGAAUAAGGCUCCAAAUCAUUUGCAUCGCUUCUACACCAACAACUCUUCUUUCAUACAUGGUGAAUCAACACUUGUUGUUGGCCAGAAAAAUAUUCACAAUCGCAUCCAGCAACUGAACUUUCACGACUGUCAUGCUAAGAUCAGCCAAGUCGAUGCUCAAGCUACACUUGGCAAUGGUGUUGUUGUGCAAGUGACUGGUGAACUAUCCAAUGACGGGCAACCAAUGCGUCGCUUCACGCAGACCUUUGUUCUCGCUGCUCAAUCCCCUAAAAAGUACUAUGUACACAACGAUAUCUUCCGUUACCAAGAUAUGUACCCGGAUGAGGAGGUCGAUGGUGAGUCUCGCUCGGAAAACGACGAAGAGCAUGAUCAGCAACAGUUGCCGCUACAAGUACAAACUGUAGCCACAAGUGCUAACGACCAGCAGGGCCAAGUUGUCAAUAGUGGCGGUAAUGAGCAGCAAGCAAUGUCGGGUCAGGUGAUUGCUAGUGGAGGUAGUGCUGGUGGCGUAUUGCCGCAACAACCAGCUCAAGCUGUUUACUACUCCAUGCCAACCGCAGGUGGUCGUCCAAUAACUGUUUUACAACCACCUCCUGGCGUGGCUGGAGUGCCAAUUCCCACUGCAACCUUUACUAAUGCCAACACGGCUGGAGUUCCACCGCAGCAACCACAAGCGGCAGUACAGGCUAACGCUAGCGGCGCAGGAGUUGCUCAACUCAAUGGCAUAGUGGCCCAUGAUGAGAUCAUUUCAAGUAUGCCACCCGCCAGUGUUGCCCCACAACCACAAAUGGCAAAUCAAUCCACCUCUCCUGUUAUGCCACAGGCGACAGCUGCCGUAGCUGUUGGCAAUGCUGCUGUGCUCAGCACCCAGGCAUCAGUGGGCGUAACUGGUGUUCCCGUUGCCUCUGCAACAACGACUGGAUUGCCACAGAAUGCGGCAAGCAACACAACUAUGCCAAGUUAUCAACAAUCGCCGGUAAUCCAAACACAUAUCUUACAGCAACAACAACAGCAUCAACCUCAGCCACCACAACAACAGAUACCAACACCAAUGCAACAACAACAGCCACUACCGAAUACACCCUCCCAACCACCACAACAGCAGCAACAACAGACUAUGCAACAACAACAAACUCAAACACCAUUGUCCUCCACUUCAAAUGUAACCGAUGUUGAUGAUGCAAUUAGUUCCAAUAACGGUGUCGGAAGCACGCAACCACCUCCACCAUUGGUUGCUGCCGAACAACAAUCCCGCCCUAACACAGCAGCCAACGUUGUAGCGAGCGGCCAGACAGUUUCUUCAUCACCCAGCACUGUGCUCGAACCUCCUACACCAGCUCCCAUCGUUGAAGACUUUAAAACCAUCAACGAACAGCAACAGCAGGAAAAAUAUGAAGCGGCCAAACAACAGCAGCAGCAACAAAAUGAGCCCAAAACGUAUGCCAAUCUUUUUAAAUCGUCAUCUUCCUCCCCAAGUAGUUUUGUGAAUGCUGCAAUGCAGCAACAACAACAAAUACAACAACAGCAGCAGCAGCAGCAACAGCAACAACAACAGCAAUCGAUUGUCGGCGCCAGUAGUGGUGGAAUGUAUGGCAACAGUUCGUCAAUAGGUUCGGCGGGUUCAUACUCACAAUCUGCCAGUUCGACGCCAUCGAUAUCAGUUUAUGGUAAUCGUAACAAUGAUAAUGGUUCUUCCAUUCGCCAAGAUAAUAACAAUGGACAAAGCAGCGGUGCUGGACCAUUACCACAACGAUCGAAUACAAAAGGAUUCAACAAAGAUUUUGAUCAACGCCGGACUGGUAACAUUCAACAAUUUGGAGAUAAUCAACAACUGUUCCUUGGCAACAUUCCUCACCAUGCUUCCGAGGAGGAGUUGAAAACUUUAUUCAGUCAAUUUGGUUCUGUUGUUGACUUAAGAAUUCUAUCGAAGGGCAGUGGUAAAAUUCCCCCAGGUGGUAGAAAUCCCUUGAAUUAUGGAUUCAUUACCUACAGUGAUCCAGAUGCGGUGCAAAAUUGUUUGGCCAAUUGUCCCCUUUACUUCCCCGAUAACUCACCCGAUGGACAAAAACUGAAUGUGGAAGAGAAAAAACCAAGAGCUCGUACUAAUGAUAUGCCACCACGCCAAAAUAUGGGCGGUGGCAGCGGCAUGAACAAUAUGAACAACAAUCAGCGCAAUAUGUCAAGUGGUGGACCACCAUCGCGUUCGCUCUCCAACUCUGGCAGUGGGGGUGGCAGCAUGAUGCGGGGUAACAGUGUGGGCAACAACAACAACAGCAUGUCACGUGGUGGCUCCAGUGGCGGCGGUGCCGGUCCUCGCAUGGGUGGUGCUUUUAAUCGUAACGAUAAUCGUACUUCGAAUGGCGGUAGUGGCUCACAAAUGCGCGGCGGAAAUAAUUCGCAGACACAAGGCAACAGUUAUAGUGUAAGACGCUAACCAUUAAUAUUCUUCUAUCAUCCACAAACUCCAGCUCCACAACCACCACCAUCAUUACAACCACCACCUCCACCACCAUCAGCAGCAGCAGUAGCAACAGCAGUACCGACAGCAGCCGCCACAAACACAACGACACCUACUCGUCCAAUCAAUUGUUAUGCUCCGAAUGCUGCAACAAUUGUCACAUCAACCAACACAGCUCCUCCACCACCACCACCUACUCAUUAGAAGUCACACUCUGAGAGGGUUAAGCAAGAAAAGAAAAAAACUCUAAAGGGUUCAUACUUUCUUUCAUUCAUUCAUUCGUUCGUUUUAUGUUUCCAUCUUCUUCUUCUUCUUCAACAACAGCAACAGGCAGUACAGCUCUUUAUUAAAUGUAAUCUUUAUAAGAUGUAAGACGCGUAAGCAACUUUUAGCGUUCCUUUUUUUAUUUAAAUAUGUAUUUUUAUAUAUAUAUGCUAGAGAUUUAAGGAUUUUUAUUUAAAAUUUAUAAUACAUAGUAUUUUUCUUGUGUAUUUUUUCGUUUUUGUUUUCGUUUUUCGUUUGAUCUGCCCAAGCUGCCUUCAUACAAAUGCUGUUUAGUCCUAGAUCUGUUGAUUUAAGAGAAGAAAGUAGGCACCACCCAAACUACAACAACAAAAUAAAACGAAUAUAGAGAGCAUAGGCUCGCUGCUACAGUUCAGUUAAAAGACAUUAAGACUUGAGGUGCCAAUUGAAGUUGUUUUAAAUACAAAUUCGAUAAUUUUUUUAUUCUUCGUGUAUUUAUAUUCCUAAGGGAUGAAGAACUAAAUAUUAGUUUAUUUAUUUUUUUUUUAUACAAUCUUUAUAAAGACUUUAUAGUAUUUGGUUGGUGGAGUGGCGAGAGGAGUUUGUGUGUGUGUGUGUUUAGGAAACCAUUAAUAUUUUUUCUUGAAUGAAUGAGCUUCAAAUUAGUGAUUGUUGGCUGCUGUUUAGUUUUUCUUUUCAUUCCGCCACAUUCAUUUAAACCUUAAAACAAAAAAACAAAAGAAAUCAUCUAAUGCUAACACACAAUCAUUUUUUAAUUUGUAAUUAAACGAUAAAAAAACACAGAAAAAUGAAAGAAAAUCGAAAAAAUAUUUUAUAUUUUUUUGUUUAAAUAAUUCUAAAUUAUAUUGUUGAACUUAUUUUUUUUUUUUGUUUUCUAACUCUAUCAAUAUUUUCUCAUACCACAUACAACAACAUUUCAUACAACAAAUCAAAGACUAAGGGCUUUUUAAAAAGCCAUUUAAGAAAGAGAAAGAGAGAGAACACACGGCGGCGCCUUAAACAAAACAAACAAAAUUACGUAUAACAAAAAUGUAUUGUCCUCCUCUUUAUAUUCUUUUCUCUAAACUACUACUAUAUAAAAAAACACAACAACAACUAUAAAUAUUGUUUCACUCAAGCUCUCAUAAUUUUUUAAAAGAAAACGAAAAUGUAUCAGCGGUUAAACAAAAAGAAAAAACAAUAUCUUUAAAUUUGUCUCUUUUUAUUUUUUUUUUUAUUAAAUGAUAUUGAUGAAAUGAAAUUAUUUUAAUUUAAUAAUAACAUUUUUUUAAUUUAUAAAUCUUUAUUUUUAUUUUUAAAGAAACAAAAAAAAAAAAAGAAACAAACAAACAAACAAAUACACAAAAAUAUGAUGUAAUUAAAAAAAAAGAAAUUGUCAUAAUUAUUUUUUUUUAAUUCAAUUUAUGAAAAUAUGAAAUAUUUUCUGGGAAAAUCAUAGAUAAUGUUUAUCUAACAGCUCUGCAUGGCAUGAAUAUUACCUAGCCGCGGCAAUCAAUCAACCAAUAAACCAUCUGCUAAUAGUCUAGGUUGUUGUAGUCGCUCGCCAUACACUUACAAAAUUCUAAAUGCCCAUGGCCAAAGUUCUUGUAUUCAUCAUCACUUAAUAAAAACGCCAUAUUCAUGGAAUAAAUAA
This is a messenger RNA of Stomoxys calcitrans (stable fly), 5291 nucleotides long. RefSeq names its product ras GTPase-activating protein-binding protein 1 (gene rin). The coding region runs from base 854 to 3370 and encodes 838 amino acids. Gene Ontology annotation, cellular component: cytosol; ribonucleoprotein complex. NCBI's taxonomy places the organism in Eukaryota, Metazoa, Arthropoda, Insecta, Diptera, Muscidae. The record is from RefSeq and is a predicted model, not a curated record. The transcript has 5 exons. Gene Ontology annotation, molecular function: mRNA binding.